CAGCUAAUAGACCAAAUAAUACCUAUCAAUGCUAGCCGUGCUACACCACCGGCAUCUGACACGGAACGCGGAUGUAAGCGAAUGUAGCCUAAAAACAACACACGUUUAUUUGAUCAGUCUAUGUGCACUGACCGACUAAACUUUACAUUUAGUGAAAGGAACAUUUUAUACAGAGAUGAACUCAGAUCAUCUGAGCUUCUUACAUCAUCUGAGUUCAUGUGAAUUUGCAGCUGGAUUCUCCAACAGCUGUGAUCAUAAAUGAAUCAUAAAUGGUCAGAUGACUUUGGCAUGUAAGGCAGUGCAAGGAUGCACUUCUCAAGGAUGUUGAAUGAUUAAGCUAGCUCUGGCAUUGCGUUUGUCAACUGGAUUAAAUGGAUUUGGUGACCACAUUCACUGGCGAAGCCUUGAGGAUGGGAAGAAGGAGGCUGAAGCAAGCGGACUGCCACUGAUGGUCAUUAUUCACAAGACUUGGUGUGGUGCAUGCAAAGCACUAAAGCCCAAGUUUGCUGAAUCGAAAGAGAUCUCUGAGCUGGCCCACAAUUUUGUCAUGGUUAACUUGGAGGAUGAAGAGGAGCCAAAAGAUGAGGCCUUCAGUCCAGAUGGGGGUUACAUUCCUAGAAUACUUUUCCUUGAUCCCACUGGUAAAGUCCACUCUGAAAUCACAAACAAGAAUGGGAAUCCCAACUACAAGUACUUUUACAGCAGUGCAGAUCAAGUUGUGACUAGCAUGAAGGACGCUCAAGAGAGGCUGACUGGAGAUGCCUUCAGGACAGCUCACAUUGGAGAUGAACUGUAAGCAGGUCUGAGGUUGGCACUGAAAGACCUCAACCAAUCACUCCUCUGGGCACACUAGAUUCAUCUCCAACCUCAAUCUCUCCUGUCAUUUCAUUUGAUCUGCUGUGGCACAAGACUAGCUUAAAAAAUGAAGGAAUUCAGAAUGCAUCUACCAGCUUGCAGUAAAUUGGCUUAUUACUUUGAGAACCAAAGCAUACUUUGUCCGUGUCACAUAAAGGGUGCUAAAAUAUUUUUCUGCAUUUCAAAAAUGUACUGCUUAUGAGUUAUAUUAUUAUUGUUGUUAUUAUUAUUAUUGUUGAAAACAGGAAGAUGUGGUGGAAUAGACCCUGAACUGCAUUCACAAGGCAAUUUUCAUGUGCUUCCAAGCCUUAUCUUGCAAGCUGCAGAGAAACGAAUUGUUAGCCAGUCACAUAUAUGAAGGGCCUUAUAAUCCCCAAAGUGUAUCUGCCUAGAAACUAGCAUUGUGAUGGGUUUUCUUGAUUUUUCAGUACAACAGUCCUGCUAUGUUACGAUUAUCAGAAAUAACAAUAUUUCCUAAACUUGCCAACUUUGUGUAUUUUAGUCGUCAAUAUAUGGAGUUGCCUUUGGUUUUAAAAGACAGAUUUUUAAUACCUGUAAAUGAAGACCUUUAAUGAAAACUGGCAUUUCUAAUUUGUUUCGCUUUUUGGAUUGAGAGGGAAUUGUCUUUGCCAUACUGUAUUUUUUACCAAUAUGUAAAAUGAGGCUACAAAUAAAGUUGAUAGAAAAUGU
This is a messenger RNA of Myxocyprinus asiaticus (Chinese sucker), 1545 nucleotides long. RefSeq names its product thioredoxin domain containing 12 (endoplasmic reticulum) (gene txndc12). Gene Ontology annotation, cellular component: endoplasmic reticulum. The transcript has 7 exons. The coding region runs from base 329 to 796 and encodes 155 amino acids. Lineage: Eukaryota; Metazoa; Chordata; Actinopteri; Cypriniformes; Catostomidae. The record is from RefSeq and is a predicted model, not a curated record.